UUGCUGGUUGUGCUUUCUAUCGGUGCCUGGUCACACUGGCCAUUAUGCAUGCACUUCGUAAUUUUGCCGGCAAUGGAAUAGCAAAUGCAAUUGGCUGCGGAUUCAGACGCCGGCUCAGCUAUGUCCUGGGCAUCGAGACCUCCUGCGACGACACGGGCAUCGCCAUCGUGGACACCACGGGCCGAGUGAGGGCCAAUGUGCUGGAGUCGCAACAAGAGUUCCACACCCGCUAUGGAGGCAUCAUCCCGCCCAGGGCCCAGGACCUUCACCGCGCCCGCAUCGAGUCCGCGUACCAGCGCUGCCUGGAGGAGGCGCAAUUGAAGCCGGAGCAACUGACGGCCAUCGCGGUGACCACGCGUCCCGGACUGCCGCUGAGCUUGCUGGUGGGCGUGCGCUUUGCACGGCACCUGGCCCGUCGCCUGCAGAAGCCCCUGCUGCCCGUUCACCACAUGGAGGCCCACGCGCUGCAGGCCCGCAUGGAACAUCCGGAGCAGAUUGGCUUCCCCUUCCUCUGCUUGCUGGCCAGCGGCGGUCACUGUCAGUUGGUGGUGGUUAACGGUCCCGGUCGCCUUACGCUUCUUGGCCAAACACUGGAUGAUGCGCCCGGCGAGGCCUUUGACAAGAUUGGACGGCGACUACGCCUGCACAUUCUGCCGGAGUACCGCUUGUGGAACGGAGGACGGGCCAUUGAGCAUGCCGCCCAGCUGGCCAGCGAUCCGCUGGCCUACGAGUUUCCGCUGCCACUCGCCCAGCAGCGGAACUGCAACUUCAGCUUCGCGGGCAUCAAGAACAACUCCUUCCGCGCCAUCCGCGCGCGAGAGCGGGCAGAGCGGACGCCUCCGGACGGAGUCAUCAGCAACUACGGCGACUUCUGCGCCGGCCUGCUGCGCGCUGUCAGCCGGCACCUGAUGCACCGCACCCAGCGGGCAAUUGAGUACUGCCUCCUGCCGCACAUGCAGCUCUUCGGUGACACCACGCCCACACUGGUCAUGUCCGGCGGUGUGGCCAACAACGAUGCCAUAUACGCCAACAUCGCCCACCUGGCCGCGCAAUACGGCUGCAGGAGCUUCCGGCCAUCGAAGCGGUACUGCUCCGACAACGGCGUCAUGAUCGCCUGGCACGGCGUGGAGCAACUGCUGCAGGAUAAAGAGGCCAGCAUGCGCUUCGACUACGACCGCAUCGAUAUCCAGGGCAGCGCGGGAUUCGCCGAGUCGCACGAGGAAGCUGUCGCUGCGGCGGCACUGAAAUGCAAGUGGAUACAGCCACUGGUUUGAUCACUAGCCCCUGUUGUUUUUUAUACAUUCUUACGAAGAUCUAUAGUAUCUGUAAUAAAUGAAUCCUCCUUGUUCA
Drosophila simulans is the source of this 1350-nucleotide messenger RNA. RefSeq names its product probable tRNA N6-adenosine threonylcarbamoyltransferase, mitochondrial (gene Tcs4). NCBI's taxonomy places the organism in Eukaryota, Metazoa, Arthropoda, Insecta, Diptera, Drosophilidae. The record is from RefSeq and is a predicted model, not a curated record. The transcript has 2 exons. Gene Ontology annotation, biological process: tRNA threonylcarbamoyladenosine modification. Gene Ontology annotation, cellular component: mitochondrion. The coding region runs from base 45 to 1274 and encodes 409 amino acids.